Molecule: messenger RNA, 1088 nt
Organism: Aphanomyces invadans
Lineage: Eukaryota; Oomycota; Saprolegniomycetes; Saprolegniales; Verrucalvaceae
Exons: 1
Coding region: 25-1011 (328 amino acids)
Biological process (GO): heme biosynthetic process
Cellular component (GO): cytosol
Molecular function (GO): porphobilinogen synthase activity; zinc ion binding
Source: RefSeq, a predicted model, not a curated record
GCGGUACGAAUUUGACGUUCGCCGAUGGCUACGACGACGCUGCACUCUGGACUGAGCCACCCCGCGAUGCGGGCAUGGACCGAGCCGACGCUCCAUGGGUCGCAGCUCAUCUACCCGCUCUUCAUCACGGCUCGCCCGGACGACAACCCCAUCCGCGGACUCGAACCCAACGUGCAGUGGGGCAACCGCAACAACUACGCGACCCUCGUCGCACACUUGGACGGCCUCGUCGCGAAGGGCCUGCGCAGCGUCAUGCUGUUCGGGGUCGUGGACAACAAGGACGCCGAGGGAUGCAUGGCGGACGACCCGUCGACCCCCGUCAUGGAGGUCAUGAAGGUCCUGCGCACCGAGCUGCCGUCGCUCCUCGUCGCGUGCGACGUGUGCAUGUGCGAGUACACGGACCACGGCCACUGCGGCCUGCUCCGGACGUCGCUGGACGGCGAAGCGAUCAUCGACAACGCGGCGACCGUGGCCCGGCUCGGCGACAUCGCGCUCGCGUACGCCAAGGCCGGCGCGCACAUGGUGUGUCCGUCCGACAUGAUGGACAACCGCAUCGGCGUGAUCCGGUCGACGUUGAACCAGCACGGGUUUGCGCACGUCAGCAUCAUGGCGUACACGUCCAAGAAGGCGUCGUGCAUGUACGCGCCGUUCCGCGACGCAGUCGAGUCGACGUUCAAGGGGGACCGGAAGCGGUACCAGCAUCCCGUCGGGAGUGUGUCGCAUGCGCUGCUCGCGUACGACCGCGACGUGGCGGAGGGCGCCGACACGGUGAUCGUCAAGCCGAGUCUGUUCUACGCCGACAUUGUGCGGACGCUGAGCGACAAGAAGCUUGUGCCGGUCGCGUGCUACGUCGUGUCGGGCGAGUACAAGAUGCUCAAGGACUACGGCGACUCGACGGGGUCCAUGGACGCGGUCGUGCGCGAGGCCCACUUGAGCCUUGUCCGCGCUGGCGGGAGCAUCCUGAUCACGUACUUUACGCCGUUCAUCUUGGACCGCCUUGCCGAAUGGUAAAGACGCGAGGCAAAAGAAGUAGCGUCGUGUGUAAAGUUGAUAUGAGGUCUAAGGGAGAAGAGCUUUCAACGCUGCCA